AUGCAAGGUGAACUCUUCUCACCCGGCUACCCAUCCCAAAACUACCCCAACAACGCGAAUUGUUUGUGGGAAAUUACCGUACCCACCGGGUAUCAUGUACAACUCAACUUUGAUCGUGUUGACAUUCCUGUAUCGGCCGACUGCAAAAAGGAUGCUUUAACUAUUUAUCAGGAGCAUCAGAGUCGAGGCAAGGAUCCGAUGAGAAACUACUUUUUCUACUUUGAUCAUGAUGAACAAGUUGCGGUAAGUAUAGGUUUGAGGCAUGAUUAAGGAGUGUGGGAAGGGGGUAGAGUGAGUUUGGUCUGAAGGGGGCUUUUAGGGUUAAGGGUAGGGCUAUAGGUAGGGGUACGUAGCGGUAUGGGUAGGUGUAGUGGUAGGGGUAAGGGCAGUUGGGGAGGGGGGGGGGUAGAGUUAUGGGCCCGCAGGGUAGGGGGAGUAAUUUGAACCUACUAAGCCCAAGCCUUAUAGGCCAACGCCUAAUAAGCCUAAGCCUGCUGAGUUUAAGCCUACUAAGCUUAAGCCUACUAAGCUAUAUUUAUAGCUAUAUCCUCACCCAUACACAUAUUUACACCCCUACCCAUAUUCAUACCCAUGCCCAUACUAAAAAAUCGGUAUUUACUUUGUCAUUUUGACAUGACUUACAGUAAAGUAGCUUAGACUUACAUUUCUUACUUUACUUUGGCAUUUUGACAUGAUUUACUAUGUUGUUGUGACAUUCUUUUUUAAAUUUAAAAAUUUUAGUCAAUCUGUGGAAUCGAUGCAGUAGCCCCAAUUGAAACCGAAAGUCGUCGAGUUAGGCUUAAUUUCACUUCAAAUAAUGCCGUCACCGGACGUGGAUUCAGGCUAACAUGGGAAGCCAAAUGUGGUACUACGUUCGAGCUGAAUCAUGGUGAAGUAAUGUCACCAUUCUACCCGGAUUACUACCCCAAUGAAGAUAUGGAAUGUGUUUAUCACAUUAAUCCACCGACCAAGUACACACAGAUUGUUACCAUCAGACUGGAUGAUCUUGAACUUGAUGAUACGCUGUGUAAGGGUUGGGUUCGGUUUUGGGCUUAAAAUUGGUUUUGAAGGCUUAAUAUUAAGCAUGAAGCCUGGAUUAAGGCCUUGUCUAAUCCUUCGUUUUAAUUCUUGCCUAAGCCGUAGCUUGAGGCGUAAUCUAAGCUCUAGUUUAAACUUUAGCUUAUCCUCUAGACUAAGUUCUAGCUUUAUUUCUAGUGUAAGUCCUGGCUUAAAUCUUAGCUUAAGCUUUAGUCUAACUAGUAAGUCCUAGGCUAACUAUUUUGUAAGGCUAUAGGUUUAAGUUCAAGCUUAAGAUUUAGCUAAUGUUUUCAUUUAAUGGCUAGUCCAAGCUCUAGUAUAAGUCCUAGAAUAAGUUUUAGUCCAAGCCUUAACUUAAGUUCUAGUUUAAGUGCUGGCUUAAGUAGUAGCCUAAUCUUUUGCCUAAGUCCUAGCUCUAGCCUAACUAUUAGUCUAAGCUUUAACGCAAGCUCUAGCCUAACCACUAGCCUAAGCUUUAGUCUAAGCUCUAGCCUAAGCUCUGGCCUAAGCUUUAGCCUAAAUCUUAGCCUAAAUCCUAGCCUUAGAUUAAGUUUUAGCCUAAGCCUUAGCCUAAGUCCUAGUCUAAGUCCUAGUCUAAGUCCUAGUCUAAGUUCUAGUCUAAGUCCUAGUUUGAGUCCUGCUCUAAACCCCAGCCUACGCUUUAACCUAAGCUUUAGUCUAAGCUCUAGCCUUAGCCCUAGCUUAAUCCAUAGCCUAAGACCUAGCUUAAGCCCUGGGCUAAGCUCUGGCCUAAGCAAUAGCCUAAGUUCUAGCCUAUGCUUUAGCUUAAGAUUUAGCCUAAGCUCUGGGCUAAGCUCUCGCCCAAGCCUAGCUUGAGAUUUAGCCUUAGUUUUCUAAAAUCAAGUUUUUCUGAUGCUAAACCUCCUAUUCCAGCCGACGGUAAACGAAAGCCCUGUGGCAGUGACUACAUCCAAAUUAUCGAUGUAGCCGCGAAUCGCGUAGCCUUUACUGCUUGUGGUCAUAAAUCCGAAAACAAUGGAUUCAAUCCAAUUUCCAUCAAAGGCCCAGUAGCCGUUCGCUUCGUCAGCAAUGCCACCUUCUUCCACUCGAAACAGCGAAAAGCGCUUCGAGGCUUUCACCUAACUUACGCCUUAUCGGAUUGUGGUGGAGACAUUCAGCUGGACGAUGAAAUGUCACACAUGACUGGCACUAUCACAUCACCAGCCUUCCCAUUACCGUAUCAUCAUCAGUUGAAUUGUGUGUGGAAUGUCACUGCUCCGGAUGGAUAUAUCGUUGCGGCCAAGUAAGUGUUAGUAACAUCAUAUUUUAAAUUCUUUCUCAAAAAGUAAAAGGUCUUAAGUCUUGAUGCCUUGAAUUAUGAUUGUAUGGUAUGUAGCACGUUUGGUGGCUAAAGAACAGGUAAAGUGAGGCACUGGUUUAUUAGAUAUAGCUAAUUUUCUGAAACAAGUCAUGUGUAACAUGGUUACUAUCAGAUUUUUAAUUUUAUCUCAAAAACUUUUUGAACAAUCGUUGAGAUAUUUUUCAUACUUAAAAAGUACUAUUUAGCACUGCCAGUACCAACAUGUCAAGUUAUAUGAAUCAUUCGGAAAAACGUUACAACAAUUUUUUUUAAAACAAGGGUUGAUAGCUUAUGGAUAAUACCGGGAUUUUGUGUUUAUUUCAAAUUGUGUUUGCAAUAAUGUUUUGAGCUUUAUCAUUGUGAAAGCACUGUAUUUGUUACUGUUUAUUAUAUAAUUUCAUUAUAAUUUACUUACUAGAAAAAAAAGCUACUUCAAUUUUUUCAAAUCAGGGUCAAAGCUCUCAUGGAUAAUAUGUGAAGGCUUUUUUAUAACUCAAUUUUUUAAUAUUUUUUUUUUGAUUUUUGGUAAUAUAAAAGUACAGUAUUUCAUACUGUUUAUUCUUUAACAAUUUUAUUUUCAGAUUCCGUCAACUCGACCUAGAAGCCUCGGAAAUGUGCUACUUUGACUACGUCGAGCUAUGGGAUGGUAUCGAGCAAUCAAACGCCACAACAUGGGGCCGUUUAUGCGGCCAAUCCCCGCCAUUUGGCACAAAGAUGAGCAAAACCAGUAACAUGUUGAUCCAAUUUCAUUCGGACGAGACGACCAGUCGAGGCGGCUUUAGUCUAGUCCUAACAGCAACCGUCGGCCCCGAAAAGGGCUGUGGCGGAGAGAUCAAGGCUGAAAAUGAGUGGAAAACUAUUACCCCGCCCAUGGAAAAACAGGUGGAUGGGCAUGGAAAUGUGCUCGAUACCUACAUGAACAACCUGAGAUGUUGGUGGAAGUUGACGGCGGAUCAGGGCAAGGUGAUCGAGUUCAAGUUAAGCGAUGUUGACUUGGAACAGAGAAAGGUGAUGGGGAAUGGAAGCUGCUACGAUUUCUUGGCUGUAUGUUUGUUUAGAGGGGUGGGUGGGUUGAAAAAGUAAUGGCAGGACGGAUAUUUUUCAGUUUUUGAAAAAAAAAUUUGGGCGGGGUAAAAAAUAUUUUUUGAUCAGGGGUGGAUAUUUUGAAAAACUAUUUUUUCACUGUUUUGAAUGAUAUGGUAGGACAUGUUUUUACAUUUUUGAAAAGCGGGUCGAAUAAAUUUUGGGCGUGGUAAAAUUUUUUUAAAAAAUUAGGGGUGGAUAUUUUAAAAAACGAAGGUAUUUUACGAUUUUGCUGACAUGGCGGGGCUUAUUUUUGUAUUUUUUAAAGGGAUUAAAAAAUUUUUGUGCGGGGUAAAUGUUUUUUGAAAAGUGGGGGUAGAUUUUUUAAAAAGUAAAAAAUUUAAUUUUUUUGUUUUUAGAUAUACGACGGACCUCAAGGUGUAUCACCAUGGUUAAUGAAGCCAGCUUGUCAAUCCAGGGACUUUGAUGAGGAACAUUUACAUUACUAUUCAUCGUACAAGAAGGCUGAAGUUUACUUCGAAACCGACUCUUCCGACGCCUUUGCUGGGUUUACUCUGCAGUUUAGGGCUAUUGAGCGUGGGUUUUACACAUUUUAAAAAGUUUUCGAUUGGGGGCGGGGUAAUUUACUUGUGUUUUUUGUCUGGUUUUUGGGGGAGAGGGGGGGGGGCAGGUGGUUAAGCGGAGUAAUAGUUCGAUAUAUGGUAAUAACAUUCUGUCUAUUUUCAGCUGAUUGUGGAGGUGUAUUCACAGCCAGAACUGGAAUCGAAAGCCCAUUGGUAUACGACAGUCAACGAAGUAAGUUGUUUUUCAUACUGUAAAAAUUUAAGUACAGUAUGAAUUUUUUUUUCAGUUUUUCUUAUUGUGGGUACUUUUAUAUAUGAAAUAUACUUUUUGUUUUAGUACUACAGGGAAUGGUAGAGCAAGGAUGGGGCAGGCUUUAGCAAGGCUAGGGUAAGGCUUAGGCAAAGAUUAGCCAAGGCUGGUGCAAGGGUUGGGUAGAGAAUGGUGGGUCAAAAGGGUAGGGUAAAGUAGGGUAUGGUAAGGUAGGAUAGGGUAGGGUAAGGCAGGGUAGGUUAGGGUAGGGAGGGUAGGGUAGGCUUUAUUGUCUUUUAGUACUAAAUCUUGUAAUUUUUUUCAGCCCUAACCCGCACCCACCAACGCUACAAACGUUGCCGUUUCUUCAUUCGUGGUGACGAGAAUGAACCCAUCGAGCUAACGAUGAAUCGCUUCAGUUUCCCGGCCAAAAGCGACAAAUGUGAAGAAGAGUUCUUUGAGGUCAGUGACGUCGGCACGGUAGCCGAAUGUCAACAUCCAGCAUGUGCUACGGAUCAGAAGGAGGCUACGAAUAUUUAUCGUACUUGUGGUAGCAACAUCUUCUGGAGAUUUGUUUCAAAGACUUCUUUGGUACAGGUAUGUGUUUUUUGUUUUGGAAAGAAAGUUCUUGCCAUUUGUGUUUUGUAAAGAAAGUUUUUGCUAUUUUUUCAUUUGUAAAGAAAGUUCUUGCUAUUACUUGUUCUGUAAAGAAAGUUUUUGCCGUUUUUCGUCCUGUAAAGAAAGUUCUUUACAUUUUUCUUUUUAGAUAGUAACAUCAGUGGUGCUACAAAGCCAGUACGUCAGUCAAUUCAACUUGACAUACACAUUGCUUGACUGUAAGUUUUGAGUUUAUUUUAGGCUUAAAAAUUAUUUUUAAUUUUAGAUUUUCAUUUUUAAGCCUAAAUUUAUUGAUCUUUUCAGCUUGUAACCGCACAAUAACCGUUGACGAACCAAACAGUCGUUUCGCCUCCGGUCGAGUCCACAGCCCCAACUUCCCCUACCAAUACGACGCCAACUCAUCAUGUGUCACCACAAUCGAAGUCCCAGAAGAAUAUCGUAUCUUGAUCGUAUUUAAGACAUUCCUAAUCGAACGUGGUCAAUAUGCGUUGAGGAGGACGCCAUUCUGGAGACGAUACCACAACCGGGUACCUAUACCUCGUCCUGGUAGUCUUGGUGCGGUUGAUGGUUUGGGAUCGUUUGGUCGGAGGAGGGCUGUUAGGGAUACUGGUGGUGUAGGUAUUGGUAUGAGGCAGGUGGAGGUUGGUUUUGAAGGUGAUGGUGGUCAGAAGAGUCUUUAUGGUGAAGAUGUUGGUCAGAAGUUGGUUUACGAUGAAGAUACUGAGAAUCUUCAAUACAACAAGCAGAAGGAAUUGUACAAGGCUCAGAAGGCAUCGUACGAUGAAGCUCUUGAUCAUAAUCUUAAGUACGAUAAACAGAAGGUCUCACAUAAGGUUCAUAAGGCAUCGUACGGCUAUCAGAAGCCUCUGUACGAUGAGAAUCUACGUUAUAAUGAUCAGAAUCUCGAGACUAGUAAUCAGAAGCCAUCAUACGAUCAAGAAUUGCCCCACAAUGAUCAGAAUUCACCGUACGAUCAUCAGAAUCCACCCUACAACCUUCAGUAUCUUCCACACGAUGAAUCACAUCUAGAACCUCCUAAGCCCGUCUCUCUUCAUUACCGCCGCUACCGUCGCUACACUCCCCUCGCCGUUCCGAUCUGGAACGACAAUUGCAAGUACGAUGCGCUUCGGGUACACUACAAUAUGACUACAAACACUACGAAGCUCUUGUGCGGCUUCACAGCACCAUCACCGAUAUUAUCGGCCCAAAACCGGUUGAUUCUGAAUUUUACGACCGAUGCGAAUUCAAAUCACGGUGGAUACGACGCGUACUACUAUCUGAUCAAAACGUACCAUCAAGAGUACCAAACACUGUUGGAGUAUGCACCAAUCUAUGAAAAGAGUGGGGUGAUUAAGAACGUUGGGUACCCUGGAUAUGAUGUUAACACGACUUAUCGGUGGGUUACGGUAUUUUUUGAGGGGGGGGGGUGGGGUUUUAUGCUUUGAAAGGGUUUAGAUUAGGCUUGUUUACUGCUUUUGAGCCUAAAAAAGCGUCCUUUAUACCUCAAACAACUUUUUUUAGAGCUGUAAUUAUCCCGCCACGUGGAAUGACAUGUUACCUGGACAUCAAACGGUACCUGAACAAAGUCAUGAAGGAAUGUAAUGAUGGAGACGUGCUCAAAGUGGGCAUGGUCACGAACGAUGGGGAACAAUGGACCAACAUUGAGUGUUCGGUAAGGUUAUCUGCGUUAGACUACAGUUGCUCUGGCCUUAGCUUUUCCUUAGCUUUGCCUUGCCUUGGCCUUGCCUUGGCCUUGCCUUGGCCUUGCCUUGGCCUUGCCUUGGCCUUGCCUUGGCCUUGCCUUGGCCUUGCCUUGGCCUUGCCUUGGCCUUGCCUUGGCCUUGCCUUGGCCUUGCCUUGGCCUUGCCUUGGCCUUGCCUUGGCCUUGCCUUGGCCUUGCCUUGGCCUUGCCUUGGCCUUGCCUUGGCCUUGCCUUGGCCUUGCCUUGGCCUUGCCUUGGCCUUGCCUUGGCCUUGCCUUGCCUUGGCCUUGCCUUGGCUUUGCUUUGCCUUGCCUUGCCUUGGCCUUGCCUUGGCUUUGCCUUGCCUUGGCUUUGCCCUAGCUAAAAAAAUCAAACUUUUCAGGACGAAGAAGCCACGAAACGAAUAUCGACCGGUCCAGCCCAAACCGAAGUUCAAAGCUUUAAAAUCGAAUUUAAUACGGAUUCAGACAAGACCAGCGAUGGGCGCGGUUUCGAUGCCAAUUGGGAUUGUAGCAAUACUGUCACCGAUGUGCUUAUUACCAACGAUUGGGACACUAAAAUAGUCUGA
This is a messenger RNA of Bursaphelenchus okinawaensis, 7104 nucleotides long. Lineage: Eukaryota; Metazoa; Nematoda; Chromadorea; Rhabditida; Aphelenchoididae. The record is from the annotation of a GenBank genome assembly.